This is a messenger RNA of Frankliniella occidentalis (western flower thrips), 1469 nucleotides long. RefSeq lists its product as uncharacterized. The record is from RefSeq and is a predicted model, not a curated record. Bases 291 to 1061 code for a protein of 256 amino acids. The transcript has 4 exons. NCBI's taxonomy places the organism in Eukaryota, Metazoa, Arthropoda, Insecta, Thysanoptera, Thripidae.
GGAUCGAUCCAGCUGGUGUCUGUGUGGCGGCCCCCCAAACAGCGCGAGGCCCGGGCGGGCGUCUUCGCAGCGUCUCUACCACCGCCCUUCACGCCAAAACAUCGUCGAGGCAACGGGUCGGGACGUCUGCGAAGCGGAUCCCUGGUGCGCAAAUCUUCGCGGGAGGCGACUCCUUUCGACGCAGAGCCGGGGCUUCCCUCCGCGGCCACGGCACUGGCGUGGAACGUACUGCUGUCCCCUCCGGGGCCUCGGACCAACUAGAGCGACGGCGAGGCGUAGCGAGGCUCUGCAUGGAGUGCUCCGUGUGCCUGGAGCUGCCCGAGAAGCGCAUCCCCGCGCGCCACCUCAGCGCCACUUGCCGGCCGCGCCACAUCUACGCCACCUUCGUGGGCGACUGCUCGUGCGCCAUGGUGUGGUGCGUCUGGUGCGCGCGCAAGGCCGCCGACUACCGCCUCAACCAGGCCAUCCACACGCAGGCCCCCAGCGGCGAUCAGGAGGAGGCCGAGGCCGAGAUGGUGCCGUGCCCGAUGUGCCGCGCGCCCGUGCACCCGACGCGCUUCCUCACGCACCCGACGCCGCUGACGCCGGCCGAGCGGCGCCGCCUGGUGCGCGACUACAAGCCCCCGCCCUGCUGGUUCAUCUGGGGCGACAACGUGUGCAGAUUCGGCCGCCUGUGCCGCAACAGCCACGCCGGCAUGGACGGGCGUCCCUUGCAGUGCGGCCGGCCGCUGUCCCGCCGCGACUGGCUCGCCCGCCUCCCGGAGCCCUUCUACAUGCCGCCCAGCUUCCUGGACCGCGACGGCCGGGCGUGGUUCUACACCGGCCGCCACGGCUACGUGCGCAUCGUUGACCCGACCAGCCCGCAGGUGUGGGAGAAGCUCAACACGGCGCAGCGCUUCUCGCCGAUGUCCGACAAGCACCCGACGGAGGCCGGGGGCGGCGCGGCGGGCGCGCUGGCGCAGCUGGGCGGCGCGGGCAUCGCCCUCAACAGCGCCGUCGGCGCCGACCUGGACGCGGACGGCGGACGGCGCUGGAUGUCCUCCUCGUCCUCGUCCUCGUGAGGGGGGCCCACCAGGACGCCGUCAACGCCACGCGUACCUCUGGGCUGCGGCCAGGACGCAAUCAGCGCGCCAUAAGGCUGCCGAGAGAUUGCUUGACUGAGAUGCCCACUCUUCCCUCUGCGCAUUUUGUCGACGGUGGUGGUGGACAAAACGAGAGUGUACUUACGCGUUUUCGCACAAAUUCAACUCUUUGCGCACUUUUCGUUUUGUUUUUUUUUUGCAUGUACAAUUUUUUCCAUAGUGCCUAGAGUAAUGAAGUAAUGAAAAUGGUACUAAACACUGUGUGUAGGAAUCAUAUAAUUUAUGUAAAAUGUAUGAAGUAUUAUUUUUUUGACUAGACUGAGUAAGGACGUGGUGGAUUCCAAAUUUUUGGAAUAUUUUCGAAUAAGACUUGACGUAGGUCAGUUA